Molecule: messenger RNA, 768 nt
Organism: Chaetura pelagica (chimney swift)
Lineage: Eukaryota; Metazoa; Chordata; Aves; Apodiformes; Apodidae
Gene: COL28A1
Product: collagen, type XXVIII, alpha 1
Exons: 6
Coding region: 1-768 (255 amino acids)
Source: RefSeq, a predicted model, not a curated record
AUGACCCACCUGCCCAGUCAGUGUCACUGUCCAGAGCCAAUGAGCGUCCAUGAGCUCCAAGUUAGGAUGGUGACUAUCAGGGGCAAGGGAGAAAGAGGAAAUCAAGGUCUUCCUGGAGUAAAGGGAUCAAUAGGUAUUGGCCUCCCUGGACCAAAGGUAAAUCCUAUAUUUAUGGGAGACUACGGAGAUAAAGGUGAUCCAGGGAGCAAAGGUGCCAAAGGAGAGGUUGGAGACUCAGGACAUCCAGGACCAAAGGGAAUUUGGGGAGGAAAACGUGAACCUGGUCUUUCACUAAGUUGUGGUAUCAAAUGUACAGUAACACCAGUGGAAGUGGUAUUUGUCAUUGACAGUUCAGAAAGUGUUAGACCAGAUAACUUCAAUAUUAUCAAAACUUUUAUGAAAACAGUCAUUCAUAAAUUGGGAGAAAGCACAUACACAGCUUCUGCUAUCCAGGAAGCCACUCAGUUAUUCCAGGCAGCACACCCAGCAGUAAGAAAAGUGGCUGUUGUAAUAACAGCUGGACAAGCUGAUAGUUGUGAUAAACUACAGCUGGAUACUGCAGGAAGAAAGGUCCAUGCUAUGAAUAUUGAGAUGUUUGUCAUUGGGAUUGUUCAAAGGACUGAUCCUCAUUAUGAUGCUUUUCUGAAAGAAAUGCAGCUCAUGGCAACAGACCCUGAUGAAGAACAUGUUUACCAGAUAGAUGACUUCAUUACUCUUUCAGGUGAAAGAAACUACUUUAGUAAGAGGAAACUUGAAAUAAGCAUGUAA